CUUUGUGCACAUGGGUGUCUGUCACAUAAUGACAACAAACUACAGACUUUGGCUCCAAUACGCGCGAAUGGACGAAUAUUGAAUUAUUAAUUGAAUGACAGCACAUUGGUUUAUUGUAUUUUGCUACCUUUACGAUAUACAUUAACCAAAAAUGACUGACAAAGCUAAACUAAAGGAAGAAACCAAGAAACAAAUUCGAGGUCUGAUUCUGUCGUCCCCAGUCGGGCUGACGCUGAGGGAGCUGAGAACAGAUUAUGAAAACUUCAUCGGACCCCCAAUACCCUACAGACAGCUGGGAUACAACAGCAUAGAGGAUUUCCUACAAGAUAUCCCGGACACUGUUUGUCCAUCAUGGGAGAAGGGUAUUUUAAUCCUCAAAGCACCAACGGAUCCAACUACUCAGCAUAUCGAGCGACUUGUGUCAAGACAGAAGAUCCCCAACAAGAAGAAAUGGGCUGUAUUACGGAAGCCACCACCAAGACGGAAUACAUAUCGCCCUGCUCCAAUAGUACCCAGUCACUUAAGAAAUCAAAUUCAGAACUUAUUCAAGAGCUACGGUGAUGGCUUGCCAAUCACACAUUUUGAGACUUGUUUUUCAAAGAGAUUUGGGUAUCAGCUUGAUUAUAAAAAACUCAGAUUUGACACUUUGAGUGACCUCUUGGAAAGUAUUCCCUCAGUGGUGAAGCUCCUUCCUUUUCAGAAUGGAGAAUUGAGGGUUGUACCGACAGAUUUUUAUUCUGGUGCGCCCCUAAGACGAAAUGUUUCUCCAAAAGCAAACAGUGUUCAUUCAGCAUCUGCCGCAGCAGAUACAGUUAUAAAUCAAACAUCACAGCGCCGUCAGUCACAGCCCUCAGCGACAUAUCCAGGGUCACAAACAUAUACAAACACUGACACACAAAACAAGAAGCCUUCAUCACACCACCAAUCUCAAACUUCAGCCAACAUUCCUUCUCUUAUGAGCCUGCCAAUUCAAAACACAACCCAAAGGCCAUGUGUGCAGAAUAUGGGCUACCCAAAUCCACAGAUGCAGGUGAUCCAAUCAGGUAACAUGCUGUAUCAUGUGCCUGUUAUUCCCAAUGUGCAUAUUCCAACUAGCGUACAAUACCUUCCACAACCGAUGCUGACUCCGCAGAUGACGAUGUAUGUGCCACAACCACCAGUCAGUGUCCAGACUACAUCACACGUCUACAGCCCUGCUGCUUCAAGGCAACCCCUUCCUACCAUGACCACCGACAGUAGUCCGAUAUUACAGGAACCACAUUGUGUGGCUGCGCCAAGCAAAGACGUUACAUUACCAGAUGACCGCAGACUGGCACAGCAAUCUAGGGACAGCAUAAAGUCUUGCAACAGCUCCUUGGAUUCUACCGAGUUUAUGUUUGAUGAUGACUGUGGAGUUUCCCCCGAGUUGCAGGAAGAAAUCAAACAGGUCCUGGAGAGAAGACCGAAGGGAAUAUGGGCUAGCAGGCUGCCGUUCGAGUACAAGGGAAUGUUCAACAAGGAGCUGCCAUUUAGGGAAUUGGGAUUUCACAGCGUGGUGGAGUUUAUGUCGACACUUCCAAAACAGCUUGUCGAGAUCCAACGCCCCAACAAGAAGGGAGACUUUCUUCUACUUGGUGCUCACUACAAGACAGAGGAACACGAUGAGGUUGAGAGGAAGGCAACUGGGGCCGUGCCAUCCAAAGAAGGGCUGCAGAGCCCUAAAGAGAACCAAAGUUUCCGAGAGAGCGUCCGGCAGGUCCUACAGGCUCACCAGGAAGGGAUUCUCAUGCAGGAGUUCCCAGCUAAAUACAAGGAGAUGACUGGAAGGACAUUGAAGAACGAAAUUGCCUACUGUGGCUCCCUGGAGAAACUGUGUAUCUCUCUCACAGACGAUGUGCUGCAGAUCAACUACAAGGGGGAUGGCUGCCUCAUGCUGUACGCCAUCUACUCCGACCUGGCCCGGAAGUUUGACCAGUUGCUGGACACCUACCAGCCGCUUGCUGUCACUGAGGCACCUCCCAAUGUUCAAGACAGUCUACCUGCGGACGCAGUGGGACCAGGGUCAUACUACACACAGCUCCCUCUGCCAGACUUCUCCGACUACGUGGAGAUCUUCGUGUCCAACAUCGUCUCUCCGGGAUUGUUCUGGACUCAGUUCCGGGAGCGGAACAACACCAAAGCUCUGGAGAGACUCAUGGAUGAUCUGGAGUUUUAUCGGAGCAGCAGUGGCAACCAGUACAAGGUUCCGGAGUCGCUGCUGGCCGUGGGGCAGGUGGUGGCUGUGUUGUUCCCCGAGGACCAGAACUGGCACCGUGGCAUCAUCACCAGCAUCAGGACCAUGGACUUCGUGGACGUGUACUACGUUGACUACGGCAACACCUGCUCCGUGCAGAAGAAGACACUGAGACUACUGCGGUCCCGUUAUCUCAAGCUUCCCGCCCAGGCUGUUCAGGCGAGACUGUCCAACAUUCAACCUUCAGGGGAGAAAUGGACCGAACAAGGAAAGCUGGAGAUGCUGAAGAUUUGCACGAACAAGCCGAUGAUAGCGCUGAUUACUUCUCAGAAGAGUCGAGUGCUGUCCAUGUGUCUGACAGACACCACCUCGGAUGUCGACCUCCAUGUCAAUGACCACUUGGUUCAUGAGGGGUACGCAGUGUUCACUCCGGAUGAGCUGCAGACAGUCCCCCUGUACCCGGACAACCUGAGAGAGGUUCCGGAUGAUGCUCUUAUAUAUGGCAUCACAUCUGGCGGCUCACCAACAGGUGACGCUGCCAAACACUCUGUUGCCAUGGAUACUGCAGGUCAACCUGAAAGUGCUGGAUCGGGAUCAGAAGGAGGCAGUCCAAGAUUUGUUCGUCCAAUGGAGUUGACCCCUGACCUCUGUGUGCAUGUGAUCAACUGGGAGGCAGAACCGUGGAUCAUCUCCGCGGAAAUAUCAGCUCUCUUCUGGGAGGAGGAUAUCCUCCGGUCCAUGCUGCAGACGAGGCACAUGCUUGUGAAGAAACAAGUCCUCAGCCAGUCGGACUACCCCCAUCUGUUCCAGGACAUGCUGUUCUACGGAGUGAAGUCCAUGCAUGGGCACAAGACCUACAUCACCAUCUAUGCACUGAAAGGACUGCCAGAAAUCUUGGAUGCCUUUGAUCAUCCGAAUACAAGACUGAAAGCACGAGUGGAGGAGAUACUCCGGGACUUCGAUCCAAAUGACCUCUACUGGCAGGGUGACGAUGCAGAUAUGGAGGCAGACAUUCAGCGAGAGUUGGAGGAGACACAGUUGGGGGUGGAUGAACUCAAGCUGACCCUGCAGGCAUUACAGUUCAAGAGGAAGCGUAUUCUGCAGAGCCUGCUGUCUGUGACAGGGAGUGAGUCAGAGUAUGUCAACCAGCUGCAUGAGGUGGAGAUGCAGAUCAGUAAAACCAAGGAGCUGAUGGAGGAGGUGGAGGCCACACUGGGGCUGGAUGUACAUGCAGCAGAAACAUUUGAUAAAGGCUGCAGAUCAGAAGGACAAGUGGCCAUGUCACCUGAAAAGAAUAUCAAGACAAACCGUGUGGCUCCACUCAUUGUAAACCCAGUCUCACCUCAGAAGAAUAUAAGCACCACACCAGCAACAGAUACAAGUAACGCCCAAGCAACCACCAAUCCAAAUACCAGUAACAUGAUGCAUCAACAGCAGCUCCUCCAAUCAAUGAUGGCAACACAAGCCAGCAUGCAAGCUCUGGAUCCUGCCAUGAUGAGUAUGAUGUUCCCCAUGAUGUCAAAUAACAUGAUGCAGAUGCCAGCCCUGGGACGAGGACAGAAUACAUCCCUUCUUCCAGGACUACAGAACUUUGUGAAUGGUGGCCUUCCAAACGUUGGUGCUAUGAAUACGGGUAGUCAAAAUGUGAACUCGUGCCUCUCCAGCAUGAACGUUAGGUCUCCGAAUAUGAACCCAGGUAUGCCAGCCAUGGGAAUGCCUGGUCUCCAGGGCCUGAUGACCAUGCCCAACCUUCAGGCACUCAUGACCUCCGGCCAGCAGGUGCCAGCUGUGUCGAGCAACCCACGACUCUCUGCUCCUCAAGCCACCAUGGGGGAUCUUCAAGGAAUGCCCAACAUGUCCAACAUGAGCAAUCUGCAGAAUCUACUGGGAAUGUCCAGUGUAGCUUCUGGGCAGACAAGUAAUCCUCAGAAUAUGACUCUUCUCCCGGAGCUUCUACCUCUGCUUGACAAUCUUAACAUAAGGGGUAACAAUGGCUUUGGAAACCAGUGACAAAACAGAGUAGGGCUUCCUGACAGACUGGAGUCUUGUCUGUUGGACAAUCUUACCACUGGAUCUGGGAUGUCCGACCUGGCUUCCCAACAGACUGGAGUCUUGUCGGUUGCUAUAGGCAGCAACACUGGCAUUGAGAACUAAUGACAUGACCCAAGAGCAUUUUUGACUGGAAUGUCCGAUCUGGCUUGACUCUUCUAUCUCUACUUGGCAGUCUUGUCGUUGUCAUACAAUCAUAUAUGGUACUCCUUGUAAGCAAAAAAACCGUUAGGUAAGUAUACAGAAAGACAUGCAAGGUAUAUAUUUAAAGUGUUGUGAAAGUCAGACUCCUCAACAUUUUGUAUUUGUAUUUCUGCAGCAUUGAGAAUAGGACUGUUUGGUCAAAUAUAAUAAUGCAGUAUAAUUCUUUAUGUUAUGCAAGUUCAGGAAGGUAUGUGGAUGCUUGGUGAAGGUAACACAACAGUUAUUGGUAUGUAAAUGUCUUGGUGUCUGAUUUUGAUAUUGCUUAAAAUUUUGUAUGAGUGCAAAUAUUGUGACUUAAACAUCAUUAGUCUAGUUGAAAGGCUUUUGAUCACAUUGUUGCCUAGAAAGCUCUAGUUGACAAAAUAUGAGCUUUCUAUUGGAUCCUUGUGUUAUACGUUUCUGAUUGGUCAAUGGUGCUCUCAAAGUGCUGUAGUUGUGGGCAUUGUAUACACCAUUGUCAAGUUAUACAUCAUUAUCAAUCAGUCAUUAUAUUCUUUAGUGUAAGCUCUGCUAAUAACAAGUUUUACAGAAAAACAGACAGAUGAAUACUGAGGGUAAGAAACUAUAGCCCAGUAGAAUGGAUGUGAUUUAGCUGUGAUCAAAUCACAUGCCCAGUCACAGGUUUUCUAUGUCGCAUCUUCCUGGUUUCAUAGCCUCUACUAUUUCUUGUAUCACAUUAUGUUCUUUCAUAAAGGUUGUUAGGAUGAAUUUCAGGCUCUAUCUUCCUUCUGUUUGUAUUUGAAUUAGUUCGCUGUGAUUGGUCGAGGAUUUAUCCCUUCAACCUUUCAACAUACUGUGUAUUACCUAAGAGUAUUAGGUGGAUAAAUAUUUAUCAUUUAUGUUUAUUUCUUUAGAACAGUUGGUUGGAUUUCCUUUUGUUACUAUGUAAUUAUCAAGCCAUUAUUUCAACCUGUGCGAUGUGUGCAAAUUUAUUUUCAUUUUGAAAUAUUGUUCAUUGUGUUUCAUCAAGUCUGAAGGUUUACUAUAUGUGUAUAUUGGCAAUAAACCUGUUUUUUAAAAUAACUGA
Molecule: messenger RNA, 5492 nt
Organism: Haliotis rufescens (red abalone)
Lineage: Eukaryota; Metazoa; Mollusca; Gastropoda; Lepetellida; Haliotidae
Product: tudor domain-containing protein 5-like
Exons: 22
Coding region: 152-4222 (1356 amino acids)
Source: RefSeq, a predicted model, not a curated record